GAAGAACAUUGAAGUAACAAAAUUUUGUGAAAUAUAAAUAUCAAACGACCGGUACUGCCGACAGAAUGCAUAGAAGGAACUCAGUGGUGAUCGUCACUUUUACAAUCUUAUGUGCCUUAAUGCUUAUAAUCUAUCGACCAGACAUCAGUUUGUUUGCAAGUGAGAGUAGUUUCGAAGAGAUUGAUGAAUUAAAUCAUGUUAAAGCAAUGGGACUCGUCGACAUAUCACGGUCGGAAAUCGCUACAGAGAUGAAAGACUUCGAGACUACAAAUGAAAUGCUCGAAUUGUCCAAAAUGACACCUGAGUCCAACGGAAUACCGAUUAGGAAUGUAAUCCUAUCAACAUGGAACACCGGCUCAUCAUAUCUUGGAGACAUUUUGAAUGUGAUACCCGGCAACUAUUAUUUUCAUGAGCCAUUGAGACAUUUAGGAGACAUUCAAAUCCGCGAACAAAAUACUCUGCUAACAGAGGCAAUGCAACUCUUGGAUCGAGUUCUGAAAUGCAAUUUUACUGGACUGGAUCAGUAUAUGAAGCACGUGAUCCACGACUACAACAUUGGAUUAUCUAAACUGUGUGGUACUGUCAUUCCGUCGAAUCUGUGCAAAACAGAUGCAACGUUCCUGAAUGCAUUCUGUGGCAUUUUUCCGAUUCAAACAAUGACAGAAGUCCGAUUGCGGCCAGCAUUCGUUGAGCCACUUCUGACAGAUUCGGAAUUGAAUGUAAAAAUUGUGCUGUUGAUCCGUGAUCCUCGUGGCAUAAUUGCGUCACGAAAACGAGAUGAAUGGUGCGCCCAUAGCCAAGAAUGUUUGGAUUAUAAAAAGUUAUGUCAGGAUCUAGUAUUUGAUGCCAAAGCUGCACAAUAUCUGUCAACGAAGUAUCCGGAACGAUUCAAGGCUAUUCGAUAUGAAGAUCUGUCAUUGAAUACAUUCAAAGUGGCCAAAGAAGUGUUAGAUUUCUAUGGACUUCCAUUACACAAGAACGUGAAACAGUUUUUAAUCUCCCAUCGCCUUGAUGUAGAGCAUUCCAUACUGAAAUCUCUAAAUUACAAAGACACCGCCUUUUCUUGGCAAAGUUCUCUGAAAUUUCGAGAAAUUGCUAAAAUUCAGCUGCAGUGCACAGACGCUUUGGAUCUAUGGGGAUAUCAACAAGUGAUAAGUGUACAGGAAUUGAGAGGCGAUUCCUUUUAUCCAUUGUUGGAGUAUCCAUACAGUACAUAGCAUAGAGAUAAAUAAACAACGUUUGCGAAUAACCAUGGCUAAAUUAACAAGCGUUAAAUUACGAGGCUUUACGCUUUAGUGAUAAGAACUCCACUUAAGAUUCUUGAUUUUAAGAAGGAGGAAGAUGGAGCAUGAAAAUCUAU
This is a messenger RNA of Bradysia coprophila, 1360 nucleotides long. Its product is annotated as carbohydrate sulfotransferase 5-like. NCBI's taxonomy places the organism in Eukaryota, Metazoa, Arthropoda, Insecta, Diptera, Sciaridae. The record is from RefSeq and is a predicted model, not a curated record. Gene Ontology annotation, biological process: sulfur compound metabolic process; N-acetylglucosamine metabolic process. Gene Ontology annotation, molecular function: N-acetylglucosamine 6-O-sulfotransferase activity.